AUGAAAUAAUAGGUAAAUGAAAACUUGACUUAGAAUAUUUUACAAUUAAGUAUAAUAGUAAUUAUUAUUGGUUUAAUUAGAUUAAAUAAUAGAUGAGAUUCAAAAAAGUAAUAGAGAAUACCAUGUGAUCAGGGAAUUAUAAAAUUAGAGAAAAUUACUUGAAACUCCAUUGUUGUCAGCUAGAAGAACUUUAAGAUCGAUUGAAUAAGAAAAUGAAAGUUAAAAAAGAAGUACAACUAGAUAGACAGAUCGUAUGAAAGGAGCCUACUCAUCUACAUUUACAAGGCCAUAUUGAUA
Paramecium sonneborni is the source of this 297-nucleotide messenger RNA. The record is from the annotation of a GenBank genome assembly. NCBI's taxonomy places the organism in Eukaryota, Ciliophora, Oligohymenophorea, Peniculida, Parameciidae.